Messenger RNA from Tympanuchus pallidicinctus (lesser prairie-chicken), 3787 nucleotides. RefSeq names its product stromal interaction molecule 1 (gene STIM1). Gene Ontology annotation, biological process: intracellular calcium ion homeostasis; activation of store-operated calcium channel activity; store-operated calcium entry. Gene Ontology annotation, molecular function: calcium ion binding; calcium channel regulator activity; protein binding. The transcript has 13 exons. Gene Ontology annotation, cellular component: plasma membrane; endoplasmic reticulum. Bases 222 to 2648 code for a protein of 808 amino acids. Lineage: Eukaryota; Metazoa; Chordata; Aves; Galliformes; Phasianidae. The record is from RefSeq and is a predicted model, not a curated record.
GGCGUGGUCUGAGCGGGGGCGUGGCAAGACGGAACGGGCGUGGUCAAAUCAGGGCGUUGAUAUCCGGGAGGGGCGUGGUCUGGCCGGCGGGGGCGUGGUGUCACGUAGCCCCGCCCCGACCGGCAGCGCGCAGAGCGGCGGUUCGAGUCCCGGUCCGGCGCUGACCCGGCGGUGCCCCGAGGAGCGUGGAGGCCUCGAUGCGGAUCAGGAGCUGAGCGGGCAUGGAACUGCGGGCGGCGGCGGCGCUGUGGGUGCUGUGCGGCUUCCUUCUGCAACCGGGCCGGGCCGAGCGGCCGCCGGGUUCCCACCUGGACGAGACGGCCAUCGCAGCAGAGUUCUGCCGCAUCGACAAGCCGCUGUGCCACGAUGAGGAUGAGCAGCUCAGCUUUGAGGCCGUCCGCAACAUCCACAAGCAGAUGGACGACGAUGCCAACGGCAAUGUGGACGUGGAGGAAAGUGAUGAGUUCUUGAGAGAAGACCUGAACUACCACGACCCCACCGUCAAGCACAGCACCUUCCAUGGUGAAGACAAACUCAUCAGCGUGGAGGAUCUUUGGAAGGCCUGGAAGACCUCUGAAGUGUACAACUGGACAGUCGACGAGGUGGUGCAGUGGCUCAUUACCUACGUGGAGCUGCCACAGUACGAGGAGACCUUCAGAAAGCUGCAGCUGAGUGGACAUGCCAUGCCCAGAUUAGCAGUGAACAAUGCCACCAUGAUGGGGACUGUCCUGAAGAUGACAGACCGCAGCCAUAGGCAGAAGCUGCAGCUGAAGGCUUUGGACACUGUGCUCUUUGGUCCUCCCCUCUUGACACGCCACAACCACCUGAAGGACUUCAUGCUGGUGGUGUCCAUCGUCAUCGGGGUGGGCGGCUGCUGGUUUGCCUACAUCCAGAACCGUUACUCCAAGGAGCACAUGAAGAAGAUGAUGAAGGACCUGGAGGGCCUCCACAGGGCUGAGCAGUCCCUCCACGACCUGCAGGAGAGGCUGCAGAAGGCCCAGGAAGAGCAUCGCUCCGUGGAGGUGGAAAAGGUGCACCUGGAGAAGAAGCUGCAGGACGAGAUCAGCAUCGCCAAGCAGGAGGCGCAUCGGCUGCGAGAGCUGCGGGAGGGCACUGAGAAUGAGCUGAGCAGGCAGAAGUAUGCAGAGCAGGAGCUGGAGCAGGUCCGAAUGGCUCUGAAGAACGCCGAGAAGGAGCUGGAAUCACACUGCAGCUGGGCUGCCCCCGAGGCCCUGCAGAAGUGGCUGCAGCUGACCCACGAGGUGGAGGUGCAGUACUACAACAUCAAGAAGCAGAACGCGGAAAAGCAGCUCCUGGUGGCCAAGGAAGGGGCUGAAAAAAUUAAGAAGAAGCGCAACACUCUGUUUGGAACAUUUCAUGUUGCUCACAGCUCGUCUCUAGAUGACGUGGAUCAUAAAAUCUUAACUGCAAAGCAGGCACUGAGCGAGGUGACGGCAGCGCUGCGUGAGCGCCUGCAUCGCUGGCAGCAGAUCGAGCUGCUCUGCGGCUUCCAGAUCGUCAACAACCCCGGCAUCCACACGUUGGCAUCCGCCCUCAACAUCGACCCGGGUUGGAUGGGCACCCCGAGGCCCAACCCGUCCCACUUCAUCAUGACCGACGACGUGGACGACCUGGAUGAGGAGAUCGUGUCUCCCAUGUCCAUGCAAUACGCAGCCUGGCUCUUUGGGCGCAGGUUCAGCGAUCGCUCGUCUCUGUCCUCGGAGGAUCAGUCCCUGUGGAAAUACCCUGCUCCUGCUUUGCCCAGCACCGUUCGCCAGCGCCUGGUGGACCCCCAGCACGGCCACGGAUCUCAGAGGUUGGUAGAGAGUUAUGUGCACAGCCAGCAUGAGCCGGGCCAGCCUGCCCAGCACCCGGCGGGCCGAAUGCCCCUCCGUCGAAUGCACAGCCUCUCCUCCGGACAGCCUUUCAGUUCUGACCUUCCUGGCACCGCUCCGUCAUCCACCACAGCCACCUCUUGCUCCUCAUCCGCCACUCCUGCACCUGCUUCCCAUGUCCACCCUCUCUAUCACCAUCACACCACCUCUUAUUUCCUUCAGAUGGACUCCAACCCCGAUCUGCCCCCUCCUGAUGUCACCUCUGGAGCUCGCUGUGGCACUGAGAGCUUUGGAGACCUGACGCGCUGCGACUCCGAGUCGUCCAUCCCGCACCUGAGCGAAGCCCAGCGCCUGCCCAGCGCUGCUCCCAAGCUGCUGGCCGCCCGGCCCGCUCUGCUCACCCGAUCCAUCGAGGAUGCCGGAUCCGGGCACACCCCAAACGGAGGCAGCCGACACGCGGAGCCCCCCGGCCCGGAGCGACCGUCCGAGAGCCCCUCGGUGAUGAAGAAGAUGAUGAUGGUGAACCACGGCAUGGAGAAAUCCUCCAGCCUGGGGGAGAUCGGCCACCCGGCGGCCUCCAAGCACAGCCACUCGGAUUCCUCGCGGUCGCACAGCCCCAGCUCCACCGACCCCGACACCCCGUCCCCCAUCUCUGACUGCCGGCCCAACAGCUCCAAGAGCACCCGCAUCCCGCAGCUGGCUGCCAAGAAGGGCGCAGGGGAUGAGGACGGCAGCCUGACGGGCGACGAGAUCGACCCGGGCCAGAGCAAGAAAAAGUUCCCCCUAAAGAUCUUCAAGAAGCCCAGGAAAUAGAGGGGGAGGGCGGAGGAACCCCACGGAGCGACCCGCUGGCACCGGGGGAGCGCGCCCGGCCCCGGGCAUUGGGAACCGCGUCCCCGCGGCGAGAGGAGCUAUUUAAACUUAUUUAUUGGCCGGGCUGAGAAGCCAGAAGGCAUCUGCACCCCCCGAAGGCGACAGCCGCCCUGUCUCACCCCCCCUCCCCGUCGCUGUAGUCCCCGGCUUUGCUGUGCAUGGCUUCCAGUUAUCCGCCUCCGCUCGGCCACACGGCGUAUUUGGGUUUGGUUUCAAUGAGCUUUUAUUUGUAUUUUUCUAUUUUGUACCUUUUUGUUUUUUUCGGUUCUUCUGCCUCCGCCGCCCUGCGCACAGUCGGGGCGCUGGGGGUCGGGGAGGGGCAGGUUGGGGGGAUGGAUGCCCUCCUGGCUCCCGAUGGGCAGAGCACUCUGAGCCCCCUCCCCGUGGUGCUGCGCUGCCCAGCAGCGUUAUCCCGCUCGCACCCCAGCAGUGCUGCCCGCUGGGGUCACCGGGGAUGGAGCUGGGGCUCAGCAGCCGCCCGUUGCUCCGUCUGCCUGCCUGGAGAGGGCCGGGUUGGGCUCAGCUUCAAGGCUGGGGACGGCGCAGAUGGAUGGCCGCACCGUGGGGUGGGCUGUGUGCCCCACAUACGGGGUGAGCGGAGGCCCAGCAGGUCCUGAGGCUGCUGGAGCUGCUGUGCUCAGGGCUGAUCUCUGCUCUGUUGCUCACUGCCCUGCCCGGCCCCCCGCACAGCACCGCUAUGGGGGGCGGCUGCUGCCCCGAGGCCGACCCAGAGCACAGAGGUGAGGGGAUGCCGGCAGCCUCUGGGGCCGUGCUUUGUGCCAGAGUGACACGUCCACAUCCAUCGCCAAGACGGGAAGGGCUGUAAAGGUGUUUUUUCGUUCCGUAGGUGGUAGUUAGACAAUGAGCUGUUGCUUUAAGUGAAAAUUUCCUCUCAAUGACUUUUAAGUGCCUGCAGUGCCCAAGGCUGCGCUCCGGGCGCUGCUCCCGGAGGUGGGGGGGGGGGGGGUCGAAGAUCCACGGAGCGGAACUGGUGGUGACGCCUCUGCCAACUCGAUUUAUUUUAUUUUUGGGCCAUUUCAUAAAACUUUUAAAUCCAAUAAAGCAUGUAGUCUAUUUUA